Molecule: messenger RNA, 4320 nt
Organism: Grosmannia clavigera kw1407
Lineage: Eukaryota; Fungi; Ascomycota; Sordariomycetes; Ophiostomatales; Ophiostomataceae
Product: ankyrin repeat-containing protein
Exons: 3
Coding region: 1-4320 (1439 amino acids)
Molecular function (GO): protein binding
Source: RefSeq, a predicted model, not a curated record
AUGGCUGACAACAACGACCAAGAAUUUUCGUCGACCUCCUCAGCGGUAGCUGUUAGCAAUGCCAUGGCGAAAGCUGGAGAGCCGAGCUCUGUCGCAGAAACUUUCCCAUUUGCCCCGCGCCGUCAGAAAUUGAAGCAAAAAGCUAUGCGUUUAUUCAGGCCCAGGAAUAUGCCACCUAAAGCAAAAGCUGUUGCCAAUACCAUUGUCUAUACCGACCAGCAACGAGCAGGCCCAAGCAAAAUUCCCAACCCGCCAGAGGAGAGCAGCGUGCCUGUGCCCUUCCCGGAUGGCAUCAAAGUGCUACACGACUGCUCCGAUGCUAGAGUUGAUGUCUGCUUCAUCCAUGGGCUGUCUGGUGACAGAGAAAAGACCUGGACUGCUGCAGGAGAGUCUCAGCCUUGGUCACAAACCCUUCUUCCUUCUCGUCUCCCUGGCGCCCGCAUUCUCACCUAUGGCUACGACGCAUACGUGGUGCGCGUAACCAGCGCGGCGAACAAUUCGCUGACCAACCAUGCCACAAAUCUUCUGAAAGACCUGACGGAUGACAGAGCGGCUUCCAGAGCGUCUUCACGGCCCAUCAUCUUUGUGGCCCACAGUCUCGGUGGUAUCGUGUGCAAGAAGGCCCUCCUGCUUUCGCGCAACAACCGUGAUGCCCACUUGCAGAGCAUUUUCAAGUGGACCAAAGGUGUAGCAUUCAUGGGCACUCCACACAGGGGAUCCGAGGUGGCGGACUGGGCCAUGCUACCCGCUUCGGCUCUAGGAUUCAUGAAGACUGUCAACAAGACGCUCCUCGAGGUUUUGCGGACAGACGACGUGAUGCUCAAGGACACUCGGGAACAAUUUGUGGCAAUGAUUCAGGACUUGGUCUUGAAUGGCCGAAUUGUCGAAAUUGCGUGCUUUUGUGAGGAGCUGCCUAUGAGCAACCUUAAAAAGUUCAUUGUCACUCAGGACUCAGCCACGCUCGAGGGCUACAAUGCGUUCACCAUCCACGCCGACCAUCGCGGCAUGGUGCGGUUUCGUUCCGAAGACGACAACGGCUUCAAGAGGCUGUUAGGCGACCUGGUCCGGUGGACCUUACCGCAAGAGCCAGUGGUUGAGAUUCCUCUGCAACCUGUGCUCUCAGAACUUGACAAGGAUUGUCUAAGCUCGCUGGCUUUUCCGAAAAUGAACGAUCGCAUGAACGACAUUGAAUCCGCCUUUGACAAUACAUGCAAUUGGCUGUUCCAGCAUGAGACCUACAGCAGCUGGGAAGCCACCGAUCGAGGUCUACUUUGGAUCAAAGGAAAGCCAGGCUCUGGAAAGUCUACCUUGCUACGACAUUCCCUUAACAGAACCAACAAAUUGCCACCCUGUGGAAGCCAGCCACCCCUCAUUCUCUCCUUCUUCUUUCACGGCCGUGGCGAGGAACUUCAAAAGUCCCCUCUAGGUCUCUUUAGGGCGCUGCUCCAUCAGAUACUUUCGCAGGCACCAGAUGCAGCAAAAGACCUUGUCGCCACUUUUCAGGACCGGCGCAACACCAUGGGCUCAGCAGGCGGACAGUGGAAAUGGCAUGCUCGCGAACUACGGGAUCAUUUUCAAGCGUCUUUGCCGCAAGUCAUCGAAAGCCGGACCGUCUGGAUAUUCGUCGAUGCCCUCGAUGAGUGCGGCGAACAGAAUGCAGUUGAAUUGGCUGGACAUUUCCAGCGCAUCCUCUACCAGCUUCCCCCGACGGCUGGGCAAUGCCGCAUUUGUUUCACCUGCCGUCACUAUCCCAUUCUCUCUCUAGACCCUGCCACCUUUGAGAUAUGUGUCGAGCAAGAGAACGGACUUGAUAUUGAGACUUACGUAUACAACAAGUUCUCUUCUUUCAAUGUCCCAGCUGAAAUAGUGGCAACCAUCACGAGCCAAGCAUCCGGCGUGUUCAUGUGGACAUAUCUUGUACUCAACACUGUUCGGGACUUGUUGCGUGGGGGGGCAGGGUGGAAGAAGAUUGCCUCCAAGAUAUCCGAAACUCCCCAAGAUCUUGAUACGCUUUACGACGAGUUGGUGAAGAGCAUGGAUGACACGGAAGCCUCCCUGAAGCUAUUCCAAUGGAUCUGCUUUGCCAGACGGCCUCUUUCGUUAGAUGAGCUACGAUGGGCUCUGAUCCUCGACCCAGGUUGCUCUUACACAUCGGUCCAGCAAUGUAAGAGUGCAGAUGAGUACGAAUGCGAUAUGGAGAAGCACCUGAAAACUCUCAGUCGUGGUCUUGCCGAACUCACGCAGUCAUCCGAUGAACCCGUUGUGCAAUUCAUUCACCAGUCAGUACAGGAUUUCUUCGUCAACAAGGGCCUACUGUCUCUACAUAACAAGAAAUCGGAUGCUGCCGAAACGGUUACGGUAAUCCUUCAAGAUACUUCCGCAGACGUCAAUGCCACAGAUGGAAUCGGUCGCACGCCGCUGUCGUAUGCGGCCUAUGCUGGCAAUGAAUCGACUGUUCAUCAAAUACUUAAAAUAGGCAAGGUAGACGUCGAUUCAGAGGAUCAAUACGGCUGGACGCCGCUCUUUCUAGCAGCCAGAUAUGGGCACCAGACGGUGGUUAAGCAGCUGCUCGAUACAGGCAAGGUAGACGUCGAUUCAAAGGAUCGAGACGGCCGGACGCCGCUCUCUUGGGCAGCUGAAAAUGGUCACCAGACGGUGGUUAAGCAGCUGCUCGAUACAGGCAAGGUAGACGUCGAUUUAAAGGAUCAUUACGGCCGGACGCCGCUCUCUUGGGCAGCUAAAAAGGGUCACCAGACGGUGGUUAAGCAGCUGCUCGAUACAGGCAAGGUAGACGUCGAUUUAAAGGAUCGAGACGGCCGGACGCCGCUCUCUCGGGCAGCUAGAUAUGGGCACCAGACGGUGGUUAAGCAGCUGCUCGAUACAGGCAAGGUAGACGUCGAUUUAAAGGAUCAUUACGGCCGGACGCCGCUCUCUUGGGCAGCUAGAUAUGGGCACCAGACGGUGGUUAAGCAGCUGCUCGAUACAGGCAAGGUAGACGUCGAUUCAAAGGAUCGAGACGGCCGGACGCCGCUCUCUUGGGCAGCUGAAAAUGGUCACCAGACGGUGGUUAAGCAGCUGCUCGAUACAGGCAAGGUAGACGUCGAUUUAAAGGAUCGAGACGGCCGGACGCCGCUCUCUUGGGCAGCUGAAAAUGGUCACCAGACGGUGGUUAAGCAGCUGCUCGAUACAGGCAAGGUAGACGUCGAUUCAAAGGAUCGAGACGGCCGGACGCCGCUCUCUUGGGCAGCUGAAAAUGGUCACCAGACGGUGGUUAAGCAGCUGCUCGAUACAGGCAAGGUAGACGUCGAUUUAAAGGAUCGAGACGGCCGGACGCCGCUCUCUUGGGCAGCUGAAAAGGGUCACCAGACGGUGGUUAAGCAGCUGCUCGAUACAGGCAAGGUAGACGUCGAUUCAAAGGAUCGAGACGGCCGGACGCCGCUCUCUUGGGCAGCUAGAUAUGGGCACCAGACGGUGGUUAAGCAGCUGCUCGAUACAGGCAAGGUAGACGUCGAUUCAAAGGAUCAAGGCGGCUGGACGCCGCUCUCUUGGGCAGCUGAAAAUGGGCACCAGACGGUGGUUAAGCAGCUGCUCGAUACAGGCAAGGUAGACGUCGAUUCAAAGGAUCAAGGCGGCUGGACGCCGCUCUCUUGGGCAGCUGAAAAUGGGCACCAGACGGUGCUAUCCCUAUUAAUGCAAAGUGGUGGAGAUGCUAAGCGUGGCGACAAUGUUGGGCGCAGCCUGCUGCUAAUUGCCGCAGAGAACGGAGACGAGCCGACAGUACAGCUUCUCUUGUCUGCGACGACUAGUCUAGACAGCAAAUCCUCACAGACCGGGACUUUGCCAAUGACGCUGCAACAAGUCGUGCAGGGCGAGCUCGAAGCCAUGGUGAGCUUCCUCUCUCAGGUCGACGCCAAGUCCGGGGUUGAUGACAGGCGGUAUGAAACGGCGCUGGUAUGGGCCUCAAAGGCCGGAUAUACAGACGUCGUACAGCUGCUGUUAACGAUGGAUGGAAUCGAUGUCAAUCACAAAAUAGAUGGUGAAACGGCGCUGCUACAAUCAGCGAAGAACGGUCGGGUGGAAGUAGUGAAGCGGUUGCUGGCUGCAGACGGCAUCGACGUUAAUCGAAAAAGCUGGAAGGAGCAAACGGCGCUAAUGAGAUCCGCAGAGGAAGGGCACACGAGUGUGGUAACGCUGUUGUUAACAGUAGACGGCAUCGACAUUGCUUGCAAGAGCCGGUACGGUAUGACUGCGCUGGACCUGGCUGCAAAGGGAGGCCACUUGGAUGUGGUGGAGCUUCUUGAGCAAAAGCUGCACGGCUGA